AUGGGUGGAGAUUUGAACCUGAAGAAGUCAUGGCACCCAGGCUUGCUCAAGAACCAGGAGCGCGUAUGGCUGCAAGAGAAGCGCGCUCUCGAAGAGCGCAAACGGAUCGCACAACUCCAACGUGAGCGCGAGGAGGAGCGCCAGAUGGAAGAGAUUCAACGCCUCCAAGAAGCCUCCGGAAAGACAACGCAAACCCGCCGUGUUGACUGGAUGUACCAGGCGCCCUCAACCGAGAGCGGGCACUACUCCGAGGAGAUGGAGGGAUACCUACUAGGAAAGCGACGCAUCGACGGAGUUCUCCUGAAGAACGACCCUGACACUAAGAAGCUGGAGAAGGGUUCAGAGGUGGUGGGCAAUGGUGUCGCAGCCGGCUCGUCUAUUGUCUCGGCGCGCGAUACUAUGUCGAAGGUUAUGGCGGACCCGCUACUCGAAGUGAAGAAGAGAGAACAGGCCGCUUACGAGGCGAUGGUGAAAGAGACGCUCAGACGCAAGGAAAGAGAGAAGGAGCGCGGAGAUCGUGAUCGGGGAAAGGAUCGUGAACGUCAUCAUCGUACCCACGACUCAAAGCGCAGACGCUACAGUGAUGAUGCUGGUGACGACCGCCGUGACCGCCACCACCGAAGAUCUUCACCUCGGCGACACAGAUCUAGAUCACCCGGUUCGCCUGAUCGAUCUUCGCGCAGACACCGAGGUGACCGUGAUCGUGAACGUCGUGACGAUGAAUACCGCCCAGACAACCGUGAUCGGAGAAGCGAUGAGCACCGAUCUCGCCGGGAUGAUAGGGAUCGCGGCCGAGACCGUCGCGACUACCAUGACAAGAGAGACAGAGAUUCUUACUCUAGCCGACACCAAGAUCGCGAAGACAGAGGUGGACGGGACCGUUCACCAACCCGUAACUCCCGCUCUCCUCGUCCAUCUAGUGACCGCAAAGAUCGCCCCACCGUCGACGAAGAUCGUCGCCGUGACUUCCCCCGGCGCGAAUACAAUAAUCGGCGUGACUCUGGUCGGGCACCGGCAAACAAGCCUGAUCCCAAAGAACUGGAAGAAGAACGUCGUCGCAAAUUGGCAGAGAUGCAAAACAACGCUACAGAAAUCGAGUCAGAGCGACGCCAGCGAAUCGAGGAAAUCUCUGCCAAGGAGGAAGAACAGCGCGAGGCUGAUGAUCGGCUGCGUUCAGACCGGGGCAGGUUCAUGUCUGAUGUCAAUAAACGAGUACAGGAGGAUACUCUUGAUGAACGUAUUCGGCGUAGCCGUGGUGGACUUGCCAAGAUGGAGGAGGAUUAA
This is a messenger RNA of Penicillium crustosum, 1284 nucleotides long. It is a transcript of the gene cwc25, whose product is annotated as U2-type spliceosomal complex subunit CWC25. The transcript is spliced from 2 exons. Lineage: Eukaryota; Fungi; Ascomycota; Eurotiomycetes; Eurotiales; Aspergillaceae. Gene Ontology annotation, biological process: mRNA splicing, via spliceosome. Gene Ontology annotation, cellular component: U2-type spliceosomal complex. Bases 1 to 1284 code for a protein of 427 amino acids. The record is from RefSeq and is a predicted model, not a curated record.